AUGGCGCCGGACACCCUUCUCCACUCAGCAGAAGCCACGUCAAUCGAUGUUCUCAAGGGCAAGAUUGAUGGGGAGCGAAGAUACGGAUAUAACAUAGAAGGAAAGCAGAAGAGAAUCCUCCUAAACGCGUUUGAUAUGAACGGCGUUGGACAUAUCAGCAUAGGACAGUGGCAGAACCCAGAAGACAAGAGCUCUCACAAGAAUCGAUUGCCCUACUGGAUCGAGCUAGCGCAGCUUCUUGAAAAAGGAAAAUUCAACGCUUUAUUCUUAGACUCCAUGUGCUUUCUCAAGCCGGGUGGCUCAUGUGUGAAAGCCGACAACUUCGGAAGUCACGAUGUGUACCAAAAGAGCCAUGCUCCUGCCAUUAGAUCGGGAACCCAAUGGCCACUUUAUGAUCCAUUCGUGGUCAUCUCGGCUAUGGCUGCUGUCACGAAGAGCCUCGCUUUCGGUGUCACAGCAUGCACCACCUUUGAGCCCCCGUUCAUUCUGGCCAAAAGGUUCUCGACCUUGGAUCACGUCACUGAAGGCAGAAUUGCGUGGAACAUUGUCACCUCCUGGAGUGACAACGCUGCCCGAGCCAUGGGCCUGGAAAAGCUUCCGGAACACGACCUUCGUUAUGAGAUGGCGGAUGAGUAUUUAAGUUUGGUUUACAAGUUAGUAAACGUGCUCACGGUCAUGUGCAGAUAUUCUGUGCCAGCUGACAUGAACAUUAGACUCUGGGAGGGGUCAUGGGCAGAUGAUGCUGUGGUCAAAGACUCUGCAUCAUCUACAUUCACUGAUCCUACUAAAGUCAAGAAGAUCGUUCAUCAAGGACGGUUUUUCAAAUCCGAGAGUGCUCAUCAGGUCGAUCCCAGUCCUCAGAGAACCCCUCUCCUUUUCCAAGCUGGCAUGUCGCCGGCCGGGUCAGCAUUUGCUGCAAAGCACGCAGAGUGCAUAUUCAUCGGCGGCCCCAACCCGGCAUUUCUUGCAGGCAAGAUCAAGAAGACCCGAGACCUCGCCGCCUCACAAGGCCGAGAUCCAUAUGACAUUAAAUUCUUCAUUCAGUUUACCCCGAUACUCGGUGCUACAGAUGAGGAGGCUCAGGAGAAGUACGAACGCUACAAGAAGUACGCAAUUGGUGACGGAGGACUCGCACUUCUUGGCGGCAUCUCUGGCAUUGAUGUCAGCGACUUCCCACUCGACGAAGAAUUUCCCACGGAUCCCAAUCACCCGCUGAUGGCAAAACUCACACCGCAGCAGCGGGAACGUCUCCUGUCUCGGCCACAAGGAUAUGAGAGGUGGACACCGCGGAUUCUAGCCGAAUUCCAAUCCAUAGGGGGGAGCGGGAACUUCAAGGUUGGCAGCGGCAAGACUGUGGCUGAUGAGCUGGAAAAGUGGAUCACGGUUGCUGAUGUUGAUGGCUUUAACAUCGGACAUGUUGUCGUUCCUGGCGCCUGGGCAGACGUGAUAGAAUACCUCAUUCCUGAGCUCGAAGCAAGGGGAUGGCUGGGGAAUGGGGACUACGCAGUCCCUGGAGGAACCGCAAGGGAGAACUUAUACGCAACCCCUGGGGAUCCCAAGCUCAGAGCAUCUCAUCCAGGCUCCAAGUAUAAGUUUAGCAGGCAUGAUUAG
Colletotrichum gloeosporioides is the source of this 1611-nucleotide messenger RNA. RefSeq names its product Dimethyl-sulfide monooxygenase. The record is from RefSeq and is a predicted model, not a curated record. Bases 1 to 1611 code for a protein of 536 amino acids. Gene Ontology annotation, molecular function: oxidoreductase activity, acting on paired donors, with incorporation or reduction of molecular oxygen; monooxygenase activity. The transcript has 5 exons. NCBI's taxonomy places the organism in Eukaryota, Fungi, Ascomycota, Sordariomycetes, Glomerellales, Glomerellaceae.